AUGCGACGAUCGAACCUCUUCUUGAGCCCAAGCAAAGGUGGAUUUGGACUUGUGAACCUCGACAUUAAGCUCAAAGUACAGAGGUUCCUCUACUUCAGGGACCAGGACGAUCCAUUCCUCAGAAGCUGCACGCAGACACUUGGAGCACAUCACCUCCAUAGGUGGACAGUGUCACUAGAAAAUCCGGCAAGGGCAAAGGAGACUAGGGCGUUCUACAGGGAGAUCGGAGCGGCUAUUGUGUUUUUUGAAAUGCGGUUCUCUUGGGACUACCUCAGCAAGGUUAAACGAAGAAAGCUCUACUGGGAUACUGUAGACAGCGUGACACCAGAACCGCUCUAUCGGAAGUUCCUUCUCACAACAGAAGCCCAGAACGUCUUCAAAAGGCUACGCAAGUUCUGCGUACCAUCCGGCGCGAAGGACCUCUUCACAAGGUUCCACUGCGAAGUGUUGCCGGUCAAAGUCUGGCUGCAGAGAAAAGGAUUCUUUGUCCCGUGGUCAGUGAGGUGUGACCUGUGCAGCGCUGAAGAAGACCUGUUUCAUGUGUUUGUAAACUGCAAACGAGCACGAGAUUUUUGGGAGCAGUUCAGAGCGUGCACCGGUCUGGACAUCAACAUUGACUGGUUUUCUCUAAAAUUCCUCGUGUUCGACGGCUGCGAAGACAACAACACGUCGGCCGCUCUGGUGGUCAUCGGUCUCCACUCCUUAUGGCGGUACAGGAUGGCCAUUUCUGAAGGCAAAGCCAAGCCGAAGACACCAUGGAACCACUUCCUCACCAGCCUUGAAUGGGUGCUCACAGUGGUGACAGCACGGGAAGACGAUAUCACUUGCAGCGGACUUAGGAGCCUGCUGCAGACCAUCACAGCAAGGAACAAGUACGCCAGCUGGUGA
This is a messenger RNA of Ornithodoros turicata, 888 nucleotides long. RefSeq lists its product as uncharacterized. The record is from RefSeq and is a predicted model, not a curated record. The coding region runs from base 1 to 888 and encodes 295 amino acids. NCBI's taxonomy places the organism in Eukaryota, Metazoa, Arthropoda, Arachnida, Ixodida, Argasidae. The transcript has a single exon.